Messenger RNA from Histoplasma capsulatum G186AR, 333 nucleotides. RefSeq lists its product as uncharacterized. The record is from RefSeq and is a predicted model, not a curated record. The transcript has a single exon. Lineage: Eukaryota; Fungi; Ascomycota; Eurotiomycetes; Onygenales; Ajellomycetaceae. The coding region runs from base 1 to 333 and encodes 110 amino acids.
AUGGUUGCACUGUCGAAAAGCCAGCGACGGUCUAAUCCUUGCAACCAUCCUGUGAUCAAGACCGAAGCCUAUCGAACCCUCGACCGGUUCUCGAGCCUCAAGAGAAUAAUCGUGUGCGGAUACAGCAGGAAAACCUUGUGCAAAAUCCUUCUGAUAAGUUAUUCCAAACCCUGCUUGGAUCAUUUCUUCGCUUACCCUGGGCGAAGAGGAUUCCUAUUGGACCCAUGGCUUCAUACGGACACUAUUGGCCUAAGUGCGCCAAAGAUCAUUUCGCGUAACAAGCCACAAUCACGCCUUGCGCGUAACCAGUUGGUCAAGGUCAAGGUGCAUUGA